Molecule: messenger RNA, 2204 nt
Organism: Syngnathus typhle (broad-nosed pipefish)
Lineage: Eukaryota; Metazoa; Chordata; Actinopteri; Syngnathiformes; Syngnathidae
Gene: pspc1
Product: paraspeckle component 1
Exons: 10
Coding region: 114-1676 (520 amino acids)
Biological process (GO): regulation of DNA-templated transcription
Cellular component (GO): nucleus
Molecular function (GO): RNA binding
Source: RefSeq, a predicted model, not a curated record
CAAGAUGCGCACGCAUCUGUCGCCAUAUUGAAACUAAGUUCUCCAUUGCCUUUCAAGCUGUUUACCUCUCCAAUUUACUAUUUAUACUGCGUUACCAAGAUUAUUUUUUAACUAUGGCUGACCAUGAUGUACAGUUAGCAAACCCGCAAAGUAGCAGUCCACCGCCACCACCUAAAAGUGGCGAAAACUCCCCCGCUGCAGAAGACGAGCUAACGCCGACCAACAAAGGCAGUCCAGCGGCGCCUGCUGAGCAGUUGUCUGCGGCUGAAGGAUCCGAAGGAGCCGCGGUGGAAAACGCCCAGGCUCCAGUGCAAAUGACACUUGAUAUUUCAAGUUUUAGGAAGCCAGGCGAGAAAACAUUCACACAGCGAUCGCGUCUUUUUGUUUCCAAUCUGCCGCUGGAUCUACCCGAGGAGGAAUUCAUCCAUUUAUUCGCUAAAUAUGGAAAUACAGCCGAAGUAUUUAUCAAUAGAGAGCGAGGAUUCGGGUUUAUUCGUUUGGAGAGCCGUACACUUGCAGAGAUUGCAAAAGCAGAGCUGGAUGGGACGUUCUUGAAUAAUCGACCAAUCAGGAUCCGCAUUGCUGCACAUGGCGCCGCACUCACUGUGCGCAACCUUUUACCUGUUGUCACGAAUGAGCUUUUGGAACAGGCCUUUUCUCAAUUUGGCCCGGUGGAACGAUGUAUCGUUGUGACGGAUGACCGUGGGCGGCCCACUGGUAAAGGCUUCGUGGAGUUUGCAAGCAAAACGGCCGCACGUAAAGCUCUGGAACGCUGCACAGAGGGCGCCUUGCUGCUAACAGCCACACCCUGCCCAGCCAUUGUAGAGCCCACAGAGCAUUUUGAUGAUGUAGAAGGAUUGCCUGAAAAGAUGUUCUCAAUAACUCCAAAGUACCUCAAGGAACGAUCACAAACACCGCAUUUCGCUCAGCCGGGAACAUUUGAGUUUGAAUAUUCGUCUCGCUGGAAAGCUCUUGACGAGUUGGUGAAACAGCAGCGAGAUCAGAUUGACAAAAGCAUUAAAGAAGCCAAAGAGAAGCUGGAAGCCGAACUAGAGUCGGCAAAACAUGAACAUCAGCUCAUGUUAAUGAGGCAUGAUCUAAUGAGACGUCAAGAGGAGCUCAGGCGAUUGGAGGAGUUGCGCAACCAGGAGCUUCACAGACGAAAGCAGAUAGAGUUGAGGCAUGAGGAGGAGAGAAGACGCAGAGAGGAAGAAAUGAUGAGAACACAGAGAGAGCAGGAAGAGCUGAGGCGCCAACCAGAUACCUUUAAACCAGCCUACCAGGACAAUAGAGAACAGGAAAUGAGAGUGGCUGAUCUGGGCCCUCGUGGAGCCAUUAAUAUGGCAGAUGGCUUCAACCAGGCCCCGACAGGGCCCAGCGCUAACCAGGGUCAGAUGAUGAACAUGGGUGGAAGGGGCAACGCCAUCAUCCCAGAGGCUACUGCAAACAUGUCUGAAAAUGGCAACAUGCGAGGUGACAGAUAUCCGCUGAGUAGCUUGUUGGCAGGACGAGCGGAGGUGGAGUCACCUAAGCAACAGCAGCAGCAGCAGCCGGCGCCGCAGCAGCAGCCACCGUCAACAACAGCACAGGGUCCGUCACCCAUGUAUGGAGGGGGGAGUCCUGUAGAUGGAGUGUUUGAUGGGCCAAAUAGCAAGCGACCCCGCUAUUCACAGUGACCUCCUUACUUCCCGACUUCAUCAAAUGUGAAUGCGUGCUGAUCGCUACUAUUUUUUUUCCCACAUCUCAGCGCUUUUCGUUAUGAUUCUUUUGGACUGGCCAUACUAUGUUUUUACAUUUAAUAUUUCUACUACAAAACCUAUAUGCAGUAAUGCAUUCUGCGAAAAAAAAUUGAGUAAGGCAAGAGAUGACUUCUUGUACAUGCUUGACUCAGAUACAGUCUUUGUUUACUUUUUUUUCCGUACCAAAUGUGUUGUGUUAAAAGAAACAAUUUAAAAUGCAUUAAGGUGAAUUCAAGGAUGCUGUUAAUUUCCCCCCAAUCAAACUAGUGAGUCAAAAAGUCUCAAAUGAAGUUGCCCAUUUUUAUUGGUUUGAGCUCCUGCCCCAAAAAUAUUUGUGCGCAUUUCUGCAAUUUUGGGUGUUGUGUAACAUAACUCACCAAACUCUUGGGAUUUGAAAUGUGUGUUAGGGUUCUACCCAGAUUUGUUGAAACGUGACAUCAUGGAAUAAAUCAAUACUUUUCUCAA